AUUUGCACGUUCUAUUAUAUUAUUAUUAUUAUUAUUUACUUACUCCAGUUUGUCUAUCUAUAUAAUUUUACUCGAUUAAAAAGUUUUAUGCAGUUACCAACGAGAGCAGCCCUCGCUGGGAGACUCACCCACCAUUUCCAGCCGGACAAUCAAGCUCUCAAGUCUCACCUCACCUUCAACCUUCCUCUCCCCUUCUUGCUGCUACAGAUCUACUACAGGUUUGCUGUUGGAGCUGUUACAGAUUUGCUCCUGGAGCUACUGUCAAAGCUGUUAGCUGCUGCCUGUGCCGAACUCCCUCUCUGCUUGCUGCCUGUGCCGGACCCUCUGCUUGCUACUUGUGCCGGACCCUCUGCUUGCUGCCUGUGCCGAACCCUCUGCUUGCUGCCCGUGCCGGACCCUCUGCUUGCUGCACUGUGCCGGACCCCCUCUGCUUGCUGCCUGUGCCGGACCCUCUGCUUGCUGCACUGUGCCGGACCCCUUCUACUUGCUGCCUGUGUUUCUGAAGAUCAGCCUGUUCUGCCUAUCCUUCGACCAACUUUGACUAUUAGGGUGAAGCCGUUAUACCAGAGGAAAAGUCAUAAUGGGGCUUUGCUUAAUCAAAACGUGUUCUUGACCUCUUGUAGAUGUACUUUAGUUAAGGAUGCUAUAAGAUGUGCAGAUGACUAUUUCAGAUUUCUAUGCAAAUGCAUAUUGGACAAAUGUUCAACAACAGAUGUGGACUUUUUAACAAAACGAACUUCCAAGACCAUUAUCAAACGUCUUCAAUCUCUGACGAAAAAUUCUAGUGAAAAAAUCACCUAUAAAGAAGUGGUGGAUAGGUUAAGAAAGGUCACAAAUAAAGAAUUUGAAACAGAACUUCAGUGGGGUGUUGCUUUAACUGCAGAACAUCUAAGUUACUUGGCUGAUGUGAUCUGUAAGAAGCGUGUAAUCAUUUACAAUUAUCCAAAAGAAUUGAAAUCAUUUUAUGUACGCUUGAAUGAUGAUCGAUGUAUAGUUGCAGCAUUUGAAAUGGUUCUACCCGAGGUUGGGACACUAAUUACAGGCAGCCAAAAUGAAGAAUGCGUCAAUAUGCUAAGUGCAAGGUAAAUCAUUCUUUGCUUUUCUUCUUUUAUCAUCCUUUGUAGUUGGUCUAUUAGAACUAAUUUGAUUUUUUUUUAAAAAAAGAAGUACCUAGCC
Rubroshorea leprosula is the source of this 1176-nucleotide messenger RNA. The record is from the annotation of a GenBank genome assembly. NCBI's taxonomy places the organism in Eukaryota, Viridiplantae, Streptophyta, Magnoliopsida, Malvales, Dipterocarpaceae.